AUGUCCACGCUAGCCGAACACAUCUCCCUCAACCAAGUCACCGACCACUAUGUCUCUACACACCACCCCCAACGCAUGACCAACCCAGCCCCAGUCGCGUACGGCGGCUACUCCAUCGCGCUAGCCAUCCACGCGGCCUACAAAUCCCUCCCAGGGGACUUCCACCUCUACUCAGCGGUAGGCCACUACCUCCGCCCCGUCAGCACAGCCGCCCGCCUGAUCAUCAAGCCGCGACUCCUCCGACACACACGCAACUUCAUCACCUACCGCAUCGCCAUCGAACAAGAGACCCCCGACAGCACGCAGCCGCGCGAAUGUCUCGAAAUCCUCGCCGACUUCCACCACGACGAGCCCUCGCUGCUCUCCUACUCCGCGCCCCCCACCCGUCCCUACAGCCACUGGAAAGACUGCCCGCCCUGGACCGCCGUCCUCGACGACCAAUGGGUCAAACCCGGCCGGAUGCCCUCGCCCGAAGCCCGAACCUUCAACACCGUCUUCGGGCUCCCCCGGCACCUCUAUGAGGGCCGUCUCUGCCCUGAAGGCAUCAUGGCGCAGAACCUCUACGGGAUGGUCAAGCACGCGGAUACCAGCCAGGAUCAGUUACCGCCUACCGCGAAGACGUCCGCCGACUGGUUGCGGGUUCUGCAUCCCCUGUCCACGGAGGGAGAGGAGAUGGGUGCCCUUGGACUGGUGAUGGAUUCCUUCCUGAGUAUUCUGGCGCUGACGCAUAAUCAUAUGUUCUUUGAUGAUACGGGGGCGGUGGCGAGCUUGGAUUUCGCGCUGCGGGUGUUUCAGGCGGACGUGAGGAUGGAGGAGUGGCAUUUGAGGGAGUUGGUUAAUCAUGAGGCCGGUCGGGGGAGGACGUAUAGUGAGAGUCGGCUGUGGGAUGAGAAGGGCGGGUUGGUGGCUUGUAUGACGCAGCAGUCGAUUUUGAGGGUUCCCAACGUGAAGGGGGAGAGGGCGAAGAUAUAG
Molecule: messenger RNA, 972 nt
Organism: Aspergillus heteromorphus CBS 117.55
Lineage: Eukaryota; Fungi; Ascomycota; Eurotiomycetes; Eurotiales; Aspergillaceae
Product: thioesterase family protein
Exons: 1
Coding region: 1-972 (323 amino acids)
Biological process (GO): acyl-CoA metabolic process; fatty acid catabolic process
Cellular component (GO): peroxisomal matrix
Molecular function (GO): fatty acyl-CoA hydrolase activity
Source: RefSeq, a predicted model, not a curated record